Messenger RNA from Drosophila simulans, 611 nucleotides. RefSeq names its product acyl-coenzyme A thioesterase 13. The transcript has 4 exons. Bases 109 to 558 code for a protein of 149 amino acids. The record is from RefSeq and is a predicted model, not a curated record. Gene Ontology annotation, molecular function: fatty acyl-CoA hydrolase activity. NCBI's taxonomy places the organism in Eukaryota, Metazoa, Arthropoda, Insecta, Diptera, Drosophilidae.
GCACGCAUACACUCACAUUUCCCGACAUCUUGAACGCCAUGUGAAAUUUCUCCCUCAGUAACUUUCGUCAUUUCGUCGUGCUCAGUUCAGGAAUCCAAAUCCACCGGAAUGGCGGCCAAGAAACUGGGAAUGGACUUUGUGAAGCAGAUGUCCGAGUACGCCAGCGGGUCCAAUGGAUUCGACCGCGUCCUGAGAAUGAUUAAAAUCACAGGCGGUGGAGAUGGUCGCGCAAUAGGGGAGUUCACUGUGGCCAAUGAGCACUUGAAUCGUCAAGGAACUUUGCAUGGUGGUCUCACGGCAACAAUUGUUGAUAAUUGUACCACCUAUGCCCUUAUGUCGAAAGGAUCCCAUCCUGGAGUUACGGCCAACUUGAAUGUGAGCUACAUUGCAGCAGCGAAACCUGGCGAAAUUAUAGAAAUUGAUUGUAAUACCGUGCGGGCCGGUAAGAAAAUGGCCUAUUUGGACUGUAUUCUAAGGCGUAAGUCCGACGGAAAGAUCAUCGCCAAGGGCGGACAGGUCAAGUACAUUCAGUUCGACAAGGAAAAGCUGGACUUUUAAAACAAUUUUUGUAGAUCGUCAGAAAAUGAAAUAAAACCUUUCGAACCUCCUUA